UUUCAGAUUUCGAUUUCAGAUUCGACGAAGCGACGAAGGCACAGUGGCACAGUGACGAAGGAACCAAGUCACCAAGUCAACCAAGCAAGGAGUGCCAAGGAACCCUCAGGCUCAGGCCCAGAGUUCAUUAAAUUUGUCCAAAUUUUAUUAAAGCAGAGAAGAAUUUCUUACUUUUGUCGUGUUUCUAUAAUUUAUUUAGAGUCGUAAUUUUUUAUGUUCCUGAACAAUCUGAUAUUAUAACUUAAUAGGAAGCUUAUAUAUGUCACCUAAAUAAUAAUUCCUUCUAAACACUUAUAACCUCAAACAUGGUUCACGGUUUUAUUGUUCCUACUCUAAAUGUAUUUAAGAAUGUAUUUAAAAAACUCAAAGGAACUUAAUUUUACUCUAUAAGAUUGCAAGUUUUCAAUUCAAUUGACAUGUUGAUGGGUUAUACGAUAUGUAUUCAGUAAUAUUUAAUUCACGGUAAUCUACUGUUCCUUUGUUUACAAUAAAUAUUAUUUGUUAUUGUUUUGCUAUGAGUUUUAUGUAACUUGAUAUAUUUCUAAAAUGUAUCUGAGAGGAUUUGGUCUAGGUUUUUACAAUCAAAUGUGGUUACUAAUUACAUUAUCAGUAUUUGUAAUUACUGUGAUAUUUUAUGAAAUGAAGAUCGAUCGCUUUGAAAACAACCGGGUCAGUUUAGAAGCAUCUCUGGCCAGAUAUCAGAAAUUGGAAAGUGUUAAUCAGAAGCAGAAUUCAGGCAAUUCUUCUUCUCAGCAUGAUGACACAAUAAUUGUGUACAAUAGAGUUCCAAAGACUGCUUCAACGAGUUUUGUUAAUAUAGCAUACGAUCUCUGCAAGCGAAAUGGGUUCAAUGUACUUCAUUUGAAUAUAACUGGAAAUUUGCACAUCAUGUCCCUUGCUGACCAGGCAAGAUUUAUUUGGAAUGUGACUCAUUGGAAUGUAAAGAAGCCUGCUUUCUAUCACGGACAUGUUGCAUUCAUAGACUUUCAAAGAUUCGGUUCAACACAGCGUCCGAUCUACAUUAAUCUACUUAGACGGCCACUUGACAGACUUGUAUCUUAUUAUUAUUUUCUAAGAUUUGGAGACAAUUAUCGGCCGCAUCUUGUUAGAAGAAAACAUGGCGAUAAAAUGACGUUUGAUGAAUGUGUAGAACAAGAUUUGCCUGAUUGCAAUCCUGACCAGAUGUGGUUGCAAAUUCCAUUCUUAUGCGGGCAUUCAGCAGAUUGCUGGACACCAGGUAAUGCAUGGGCAUUGGAGGAGGCGAAAAGAAAUCUUAUUUCGCAGUAUUUGGUCGUUGGUGUGAUGGAACAGUUGUCUGAUUUCAUUGCUAUUCUGGAAGCAACGUUGCCUGGAUUCUUUAGAGGAGCUGUCGAACACUUCAAGCACAGUAAAAAAGCCCAUCUACGUAAAACAAACCAGAAACUGAAGCCAAAAGAGUCUACAAUCAAGAAAAUCGAAGAGUCGAGAGUUUGGAAAAUGGAGAAUGAGCUGUAUGAGUUUGCACUGGAGCAAUUCGAGUUUCUGAAGAGGAAAAUGACUGUCAACAAAGACGGAGAGCUCAUCGAUAAGGGACAGCAGUUUAUGUAUGAAAAAAUCAGUCCAAAAUCGCAAACAAAGUAUUCUUAGUUCCUCAAAUUAUUUGUUGUAAAUAGUUCGAUCAAAGCUUAAGUGAUAACAACCAAUAUGCUUAUUUUAGGUUUUAUCCAUUUAGUUAUAAGGUGUUGAAGUUGGUUCAGUCACGAGAAUGGGUUUGGUUAGUAAAAAGGACGCUUUUGUUAGCUACCGUUUCAGAAUGUGCUUGAGAAACAGCGCAUGCGCACUAUUCUAUUUCACUCUCAAACCACUACCAUUUAAAACGUAAUGUCGAGACUGAAUUCAGAAAAAGUUUUGUAUAUACCGUAUUAGAAGUGUUUGUAAUUGACAAACCACAUUUUUCCACUGCUUCUACUAUUAACAAUGCUGGAAACAUAAAACUGUAGAUAUAUCUAAUGAAAAUAUUCAUUCCGUUACUUACAUUGUAAAUAAAUACUUACACUGCUUCCAUUGUACGGGUUUUCGAACACAAUAUUGCAUCCAUCUCUGUUCAUUCAAUACCAUAUGGAUGGUAUUGAUCUAUUAGCAUAAUUUUAGUUUUCUCAAAUUCGAGGGGAAUAUUAAAUCACAUCUGUGAUAUUUGUGUAGUAAUAGUAGUAGUCAUAAUGAUAAAAACUUCUGGUAUUUCAAAUAAUUAUGUUUUUAAUUUUGAUUAUAAGCUUUUAUAACGGUUGUAAUUUUAAGCAAGUGUGAUCCAAUUCAUAUUCAUAAUGAUAAUAAUUAUGAAUACUCCAUUCAUAAUAAAGGAGUAUUUUCUUUGCAGUUGAUACUCUGUUACUUGUAUUGUUAAUAAGGGCUAGAGUACCUGGUUAUUUAUUUAGAAUUUUUAUUUGUGGCAGCUACAAACUUACAUUGAAAGGUUCAUUAUUGAUGUAUCAGCUCAGGUUUAACUGUGAGUAUAUUAUAUUCACCGGGUUUACAUUUUUUUCGGAGGCUGUUAGUGUAUUAUAAAUACUGACGACUUGAUGCUAUUGAUAUUGCAGUGUAUCACUAGAUUGAUAAUGAUUUCUUCGUAUUGUGAUAACAUCUUUAUUUUACUGCUUGAUGCUUUCUUUUCAGUUGUAAGUGUUACUGUCAUUAACAGCUCUUUCAACCACUUGAACAUUUUACAUAAACUGCAUUAUCAGACCUCUUUGCUUGUUUCAAAGAUUGGACAAAUUCAAAAUUUGUGUUGGAUUCCAUUGUCUCGAUGUUAUCAAUAUUCAUUCUUGGAAUUCUCAAAUAACCUACAACAAACAGUUUUGACUGUGACAUGAAUAUUUAUUACAAUUAACUAACGUUGAACGGUCUUUAGAUCAAAUAUAUUAUAAAGUCAAUCUCUUCAAGUUUCUUUAGCCGUAAUUAUAUAGAUUUCAUUACAAUCACCUGUAAAACUUGUUUUAUGUGAGAUAUGAGACUAAUUUAUUUGUACAUUGGCGAUUCACUAUUUCAUCUAAAAAUCCUGAUAACGAACGUUCUUCUAAUAUUCUUCUGAAUAUCUUUCCUCUGUCGUAUCUUUCUCGUCUCCAGAAGAUCAAUUCAUGGAAAACUGCGCAUCUUCGCCUGCGCAAGUCGUCUGAGCUGGUUCAAUCAAUCUUCUUGUUUACUCUUACGACGUUCUACUUUUUUUACUCCCAACUUAU
Molecule: messenger RNA, 3215 nt
Organism: Nilaparvata lugens (brown planthopper)
Lineage: Eukaryota; Metazoa; Arthropoda; Insecta; Hemiptera; Delphacidae
Gene: Hs2st
Product: heparan sulfate 2-O-sulfotransferase 1
Exons: 7
Coding region: 547-1626 (359 amino acids)
Cellular component (GO): membrane
Molecular function (GO): heparan sulfate 2-sulfotransferase activity
Source: RefSeq, a predicted model, not a curated record